CAACCAUGUCUAGAUUAUGGGUCAGAUAGAAGACCAUCGGUUUUAACCUGAGUGAUUGCAGGGGAUUUAUUUCACCGUUAUACCUUUGGAGAUCCAUAUCGGAAAUAACCGGAUAUCUUCACUGAUAUCCCACCGGCAGAUUUAACGCAGCUCUGCGGGUUCUCCUGCGCCUUUGUCCUCGGAAAUACAGCAGGAUGUUUAUUAUUAGACGCAAAAACAAUUGACGGCGCGUUUGUCGAGCCUUAAAAACAAAAAGGUGUUUCCACAGCCAGGCUGUCAAACAUAAGAGGACCAUAGAUGUAAUUCCAUUUUCACUGCGGGCAGCGUUUAAGACAAACAAACCAAACAUCCAAAAUGAUGUCAGGAAAGCAUUUCAAGGCUCAUGAAGUGAGCUGCUGCAUUAAGUAUUUCAUCUUCGGAUUCAACAUCAUAUUCUGGUUCCUUGGAGUGGCGUUUCUCGGCAUCGGGUUGUGGGCAUGGAGCGAAAAGGGUGUUCUCUCCAACAUCUCCUCCAUCACAGACCUGGGGGGCUUUGACCCAGUAUGGCUCUUCUUGGUUGUGGGUGGAGUGAUGUUCAUCCUCGGAUUUGCUGGUUGCAUCGGAGCGCUGCGAGAAAACUCUUUCCUGCUUAAAUUUUUCUCCGUGUUCCUGGGUAUCAUUUUCUUCCUGGAGCUGACUGCAGGAGUCCUGGCCUUUGUCUUCAAGGAUUGGAUCAAGGACCAGCUCAACUUUUUCAUUAACAACAACAUUCGGGCUUACAGAGAUGACAUUGAUCUGCAGAACUUGAUAGACUUCACCCAGGAAUAUUGGGAGUGUUGUGGAGCUUUUGGAGCUGACGACUGGAAUUUGAACAUCUACUUUAACUGCACUGAUUCAAACCCCAGUCGUGAGAAAUGUGGAGUGCCCUUUUCCUGCUGCACCAAAGAUCCUGCGGAGGAUGUAAUCAACACUCAGUGUGGCUACGAUAUACGAGCCAAAGCCGACUCUGAGCAGCGGACCUUCAUCUAUAUAAAAGGAUGCGUUCCUCAGUUUGAGAAGUGGCUUCAAGACAACCUGACGGUGGUGGCAGGCAUCUUCAUUGGAAUUGCAUUACUACAGAUUUUUGGUAUCUGUCUAGCACAGAAUCUCGUGAGCGACAUUGAAGCUGUGAGAGAAAGUUGUUUGUUUACCUAAGACCUCCACAUAAACUCCAAUGGGCAAGAAGGAUGUACCAGGACUCGGUUUGGACACCAGCACCGAAGGGAACUAAAUUAAUCAGCUGUGUCCCAAACAAAGAGUCCCAUUCACAUGUAAAUAGUAAAUGUAGAGUUAUUUUUAGAGUUAUUUGUGGCCCCAUUUUUGAAUGAAGCACAACUUCUAAAAUGUAUUGUAGCUUUCAUACAGUAAAGAUUAAACAAAUGCAAUGCAAAGGCUUUACACUCUUAUAAGCAGCUUUGAUGGUGAAGUGGUUCAAAGGAGAAAUCCCACUUCAGAUUAUUUUAUUUUUCUGAAAAUGAGGAGCGGAGGGGUUCAUUACUUGUACACAGGACAAAUAGAUUUGAUGUUUUACCAGAGGUGGUGCUUCCCUCAGAAAAAGGCCUUGGUUUUAUAUGUCUCACAGCUGCAGUUUUUAACACUGCAUGUAAAAGUUGUGUACAAAGAUAAAAGUGAUUCUGGAAAUGCACUGCAUGCCUAUUGUCUACUGAUAGGACAAUGGCUCUUCUACAUGUAUUACAUUAAUGUUAAGUAUUUAAAAAAAAUAUUUGUAAAAUAGUAACUAGUUUGAAGUGAAUCGGCUGGUUAGCACUUUGUUGAAUGUUUUAUUGAAAUAUACUUAAAGAGACAGAUAAUUAACUUUGAAUUAAUUUCUAUCUGUGAAAUUAUGCUCAUAUUCUACAGAUACAUACAGUUUGUAAGCAGAGUAUUGUUUGGGCUGAGGUAGAUUUAGUAACAUGUAGUAUCAUAAAGAGAUAUGAAUAGUAUUGUAUGCUUUGCAAAGUUGCAGUUAGUUUUGACAUGGAAAGGUAUUAAUAGAAGAAGGAACCCUUAAUCGUCCCACAGAGGGGAAAUUUUACAUUUGACCCAUCCUAGUGUUAGGAGCAGUGGGCUGCCAUAUGUACGGUGCCCAGGGAGCAGUGUAGGGAACGGUGCCUUGCUCAGGGACACCACGGUAGCACUUGGUCUUUCGGGACUUGAACUGGUGACCUCCCAGUUCCCAGGCCAAGCCCCUAUGGACUUUGCCACCACCACCACAAUACAUACAGAAAGAAAGCAGAAGAUGUGACAUCCAAUUCAAAACUCAGCCUUAAGCACUUUAAUCUUCAUAUUUUAAUCUUCAAGAGAGAUUUCUGUCAUGACGGACUGUUAGUCAAGCAGUAGCCACUGGAGGGGGCACUUUUCCUUAAAAAACUACAUCUGUUAUUUUCAUGGUGCUCCAUAAUGUUGGAUAUUUUUUCCAAAAGCUGUUUGACUGGAAAUGUUUUUCAGCACAUUACAAGUGUGAUGUCGUUCCUUGCACAUUACCUUAAUGUCAGCGUCCAUUCAGCCAUUUCCUCUUUUUUUCUUUUACUUUGUUGCUGUUGUGUUUCCUUUAAGGAAUCUGCCUAUUUGAUGAGAUACCCUCUGUCGUUAUGUUAAAUGUUUUCAUCUGUAAGAUUUCACUGGAAAUUAGGAUAAAAGCUUUUUCCGAGGCUCAUCAUUAAUGGGAUGCUGGUGCUGCUUGGUGGGACUCAACUGAACAUAGAAAUGAUUUAUAGCCUAUAUACAUACUGUACAUUACUUGAAAGUAGAGCAGCACACAUGCUACUUCACCAGCAUUAUUUUAAAUGCACACUUUGGAACUGAAAUACAACUUGUAUGUUUCUUAUUCUUAACAAUAAGGAAGCGUAUCAUUUUGUUAAUAGAACUGUAGCAAAAAAGUAAAAGCAGCCAUUUUAUGUAAAGGCCUGCAGUAUGUACAGUAUACACAGAGCUUUUACUUUGUAGUCAGAUCUCCUGCAGCCUUGAUGAACUCACCAAAAAUAUAUUUCAAAAAAUGUAUUUCUGCAUUGUGAUAUCUUAUAAAUGUAAUACAGCUGGAGUCAAAUAUCCCCUUUUCCACUAAAAGCUUCAUAUGAUUGUUGUUGACUGAUCACACUUUUCUUACCACUCAGUGCCAUAUUUGUGAUUUCUACAUACUCCUGAUUAUACAUUUUGUUUUUCCUGUACUCCUGAUACUUGUAAAUAACUGGAUUGUGACAAGUUGUAAAUAUAUAUCUGAAUAAAUGUGGGUCUUUGCAAA
Molecule: messenger RNA, 3259 nt
Organism: Eleginops maclovinus (Patagonian blennie)
Lineage: Eukaryota; Metazoa; Chordata; Actinopteri; Perciformes; Eleginopidae
Product: tetraspanin-5
Exons: 10
Coding region: 355-1173 (272 amino acids)
Cellular component (GO): plasma membrane
Source: RefSeq, a predicted model, not a curated record